Messenger RNA from Nematolebias whitei (Rio pearlfish), 2097 nucleotides. RefSeq names its product interleukin 12 receptor subunit beta 1 (gene il12rb1). Gene Ontology annotation, molecular function: cytokine receptor activity; cytokine binding. Gene Ontology annotation, biological process: cytokine-mediated signaling pathway. The transcript is spliced from 16 exons. The record is from RefSeq and is a predicted model, not a curated record. NCBI's taxonomy places the organism in Eukaryota, Metazoa, Chordata, Actinopteri, Cyprinodontiformes, Rivulidae. Gene Ontology annotation, cellular component: signaling receptor complex; external side of plasma membrane. Bases 1 to 2097 code for a protein of 698 amino acids.
AUGGAAACUUUUAAACACUCGAGAUCACUGCAUGGAUUUGUUUUGUUUGCACUCACUGCGACAGUCAGCAAAGGGUUGGCAUGUGAGGCUCCUUCCUCUCCUCAGUGCUUCAGACGAAAUGAGGAAGAGUCUGUUUACAUUUGCGAAUGGGGCUUCCACACAAUCAAGAGCGACGUGAUGUUUGACCUUUACUUUAAUAACAGUAGCAACAGUAAAGCAACAUUUGUGAACCUUAAGGAGAACCGCACGGAGAUCAUUGAGGAAAAACUGACUGUGGGUUAUGAAGUUGACUUCUGGGUGGAAGCUCACGUUGGAAACUCGAGCUGCACGUCGCUCACGAGCUCCGGUGUACUGGUGCGCUCAGUUAAAUAUGAUGCACCACAGAAUAUUUUGGUUUCCUGGUCAGGGAACAACCUCAGCCUAAGCUGGCCAGCUGCAGGGGAACAUCCAGCUUUAGCCGAGGUCUGGUUUCGACAAUAUGAACACUCCACAGAAUCAUGGGACAAAAAAUUAAUAAAUACCACAUAUGAGGCUUCCAUGUAUAAGAUCAUUGUUGUGAAUCUUGUGAAGCGCUCAGCUUACUGGGUUCAGAUCAGACAUCAGUCUACGAGGGCCCAAACCCCACUGUGGAGCAACUGGUCUCCAGUUAUUAUUGUCCCUGCAGAACUUGAACAUAAGCCUGAAGUCACCAGUAAAACAAAACGUAUUAAUGGCACUCGAAAGGUGACUCUAACUUGGAAGCCUACACCACAUGCAGCUACACCCAAUGGUGUGAAUUACAGUGUGAAUGACACACAUUCGUCUCGUGGAUGUCCGUGUAAGAGGAAGAGCCAUGAAACCAGCACAAACAGUUACACAGUUUACGUGUCGUACUCAGCCGUCAACAUCACUGUUACUGCCAGAAAUGCAGCGGGGGAGUCACCUCGGGCGAUCAUACAAGUGCCUGCUGCAUCUGCAGCAAAUUUAAAAAUUUGUGACAAAAUGUUAAUGGAUGAAAAAAUAAAGAAGAGAACUUGCCUUGAGUUUUACGAGCUCCGAGACGCAGAUUUAAAGCCUGAAAGUGUGAUGACACUAACAGCAAGGAGACAAAGAAAAGAAAAACAGACAAUAAACAAGAACAUGAAGGAUUUCACACGAUACCUUUACUUUGAACACAGAUGUGAUGAUGGCAAACCACAGACGGUUAAAAUGUGCCUUUUUUACAAGAAAGAAGGAGUGCCAAACAAAGAACCGGAUGACUUCACUGUUGUUGCUGAAACACACAACUCUGCUUCCCUGUCCUGGAAGGCGAUUUCACACGAGCACCAGCGAGGCUUCCUUACACACUACAACCUGUGCAGCGAGAAAAUCAGUCCACAGGAUGGGAAGAAAGAGUGCUUCAACGUAUCUGCAUCAGCGACAAAACACCAUCUGAAAGAUUUGACGCCGGGAGCCAAAUACAGCAUCAGUCUGGCUGGAGUGACACGAGCAGGAGAAGGACGUUCAGCAACACAAACCAUCACCACAUUACCAGAGAAACCUGCAAAUGUGUGGCUGAGUUUUGGAUUGCUACUUGCGUUCUUCUUACUGUCAACAUGUUGCACAGUUGUCUUAAAGAGAAUAAAAAAUAAGAUCUUCCCUCCUGUGCCGAUACCUGUGAUCCCGGACUUUAUCCCCCGUCAGCCAGAGAGUGAGGGAGCAGUUGGAUCAAUGUAUCGGGGCUUCGUCUUCAGUAAUGAGGGCGCUGCUUUGGUCGGUUAUGGUGGAAAAAGGGAUGAGUUGAAAGUUUUCUUCUGCUCACAGCAGGAGAUGUGGGAGAGAAAAGAGGAAGUGCAUGAGCUCACACUGCACCAGAUUGUUGCAGAGCAGAAGUCGGUUUCAGAAGAAACCUCUUUUAGGGAAUGGGACGACAGGACCAAUGAGCAUUUGGAGGCUGAGAGGAGUGACUCAGCCGGAUCCGAUGAUGAGUGUUCAAGUCUGGACUCAACAGAUCCGACACUGAGGGAAACAAAGAUGACAGAACUCGAGCAGGUGGAAAAUGAACUUGCCAUGUUGAUCUACAAGAACGGUUUGGUGUUCGAUGUGAAGUCCGAAUCUCCGAAUCACUCUGACUGUUGA